AUGGCCUCCCUAACAGCCGCAAUUUUUUUUGUUUGCAAAGGUGAGACGAAAAAGGCGAGUGAGAUGUUUCAGAUGUUCAUUAAACUUUCAGGAGUUUCCCUCGAGGACCCUCGGGCUCAACAGUUUGGUGAUGAGAUCGUGCGUAACAUUUUCCGCUGCGAACCCCACAUAUACCCAGGAUCGCACCUGAAUCACUUUCAUAUCCCGACGACGACUUCAUCAAGCUGCCGGAGUGCGCGGGUGAACAUGUCUUCCAGCAUGAAUGCAGCAACUGCUACAUGUACGGCCUUGCGUUUCGCGUGUGUUUAUUCAUCACUUUCGGUUAGUGGUUCAUCAUCAUGGAAAUAG
Microthlaspi erraticum is the source of this 348-nucleotide messenger RNA. Lineage: Eukaryota; Viridiplantae; Streptophyta; Magnoliopsida; Brassicales; Brassicaceae. The record is from the annotation of a GenBank genome assembly.